AUGUGCUCAAAAUUUUUAUAUAUCUUCACUCUGAUCAUAGCGGCCUUGUGCCGCCGCACAACCUCCAUAGAAUUGCCCAGCCAUGCAGUGAGUCAAAGUGGGCGGGGCCUAUUCACAGACAAUGCCGUGUCGCGGACCAUGCAUCAUGUGCUCAAUCAUUGCCUAAAUCAGGAUGAUGUGCUGUGGUGUUUUAAAAUACAAGGAGCCAAACUUUUGGGACGUGCUCUAAAAUUCCAGAACAUCAACAUCAUCGAGGGUGUGGCCUUGGUUAAGAAAAACGAUACAGAGCUGAGGAAUGGCCGCUCCAGUGUUAUGGAUAUGAAAUUGAGUAACCGGGACUUGGAAAAUCUUUCCAUGAAAAGUUUGGACUCUCUGCUAAUGGAAAGGCUUGGCUCAUUUGUCAAAUCCCGGCAGCUGCAGUUUAAUUUGCCUCGCCUUUUAAGCUUUGGCAAGAGCAGUGGACAGGCAUGGUGGCAGACCAUUGUGGAUUUCUUUGCCACAACAACGGCCAAGGCCAAUGAGGCAGCCGAUGAAAUGAUAAGUGGAGAGGAGGAGGGCCGCAAGAAAAAGGAUGAUAAAAAAUAUUUGGGACCCUUCAUUGCGGCGGUAAUGCUGAAGGCGGCUAUACUCAAAAUGGCCUAUCACUCAAUAGCCAUAGUGGCUGGCAAGGCAUUGAUUGUGGGAAAAAUUGCCCUUAUUAUUAGUGCCAUUAUAGGUCUGAAGAAAUUGGUCUCUAGCGAAGGCGGUGAAAAGACCACUUACGAAAUUGUGAAGCAUCCUCAAGUGCAGCAAAGUCACACUUACUCCUCGAGUCACCAGAACGAUUAUGAGGGUGGGCAUGAGGGCAGCUCCUAUCACCGCAGCAUAGAUGAUGAAAUGAUGAUGCAGGAUAAGGCGUAUAAUGCCUGGGUGCCCACAACAUCGUAG
Messenger RNA from Stomoxys calcitrans (stable fly), 927 nucleotides. RefSeq lists its product as uncharacterized. NCBI's taxonomy places the organism in Eukaryota, Metazoa, Arthropoda, Insecta, Diptera, Muscidae. The record is from RefSeq and is a predicted model, not a curated record. The transcript has a single exon. Bases 1 to 927 code for a protein of 308 amino acids.